Dunckerocampus dactyliophorus (ringed pipefish) is the source of this 4698-nucleotide messenger RNA. RefSeq names its product valyl-tRNA synthetase 2, mitochondrial (gene vars2). Gene Ontology annotation, biological process: valyl-tRNA aminoacylation. Bases 419 to 3661 code for a protein of 1080 amino acids. The record is from RefSeq and is a predicted model, not a curated record. Gene Ontology annotation, molecular function: valine-tRNA ligase activity; ATP binding; aminoacyl-tRNA deacylase activity. Gene Ontology annotation, cellular component: cytosol. NCBI's taxonomy places the organism in Eukaryota, Metazoa, Chordata, Actinopteri, Syngnathiformes, Syngnathidae. The transcript has 30 exons.
ACGCCCAGUAAGCAGUCAUAGUUUUAUGUUGUAAAUGAUACGCUAGCGACUAACCCGUUCUUAUUGCAUUUUACGUGAGUGUACGACGCUGUAAUAGUUUUAUUUUGAAAAAUACCCGGAUGCUUUAAUUCUGUUUUUGAUGGUAACAGCAUAUUGCUGUGGGGAAGAUAUUAGUAGACGGACCGGUAGGACUUCCUGUUGUCCGUUCAGUAAAAAUAGGAGGAAGAAAUAACGUUCUCGUGCUGACAUUUGAAGAGAUUAUUCCGGGAUUUCAACAAAUUUCUACAAAUGUCCUAAUUCAUCGCGUGUCUGUGUUGAUUUGAUUUGUUUUGAAAACGUAGCGACAUUAAAUAAUGACACGUUUUACAAUUUAAAGGUCAUCGAAGGCAUUGCUGGACACUGUGAAAGCAUCAGCAACAUGCCCUUAAGGAUGUGGAGGGCACGUUCUUUUCAGAGGCUGGCACGUAGAGAAGUAAUUCGACUCUGCUCCAGUAUCUCACACAAGCCUUCGACUUUACCCAACAUCAAGACUAAAUCACAUCAGCGUCUUCAUGCUGAAAAGCAUAAGCGGAAAAAACAGAGGGAAAAUGCCAUACUGUCAACGCAACACAAUAAUGCUCAUGAAGAACUUGCCAUAAAAUGGAGUGAGAAGGAGAGAAUUCUCUACACUGCUCAGACACCUCCCGGGUCAAAGAAAGACACAACCUUGCCGUUCCCAUCCUCAUACAGUCCAGACUAUGUGGAGUCCAGCUGGUAUCAGUGGUGGGAGAAAGAGGGAUUUUUCAGGCCCGAGCAGCAUGAAAAAGUAUCUCAUGCUGUGGAUCAGAACUUUGUUCUGUGUAUCCCUCCACCAAAUGUAACCGGGACUCUCCAUCUGGGCCAUGCUAUGACUGUAGCUAUAGAAGAUGCUGUGGUUCGAUGGAGAAGGAUGCAGGGUCAUAGAGUAUUAUGGGUCCCUGGAUGUGACCAUGCAGGUAUAGCAACACAGACUGUGGUGGAGAGGAUGUUGCUCCAGCAAACAGGGAAGCACAGACAAGAUUUCACGAGAGAAGAAUUUUUACAGGAGGUUUGGAAAUGGAAACAUGAGAAGGGAGAGGAGAUCUAUCACCAGUUGAGGAAACUCGGUGCUUCCUUGGACUGGAGCCGAGCCUGUUUCACUAUGGAAAAAGGUUUCAGUCAGGCAGUAACUGAGGCCUUCGUCCGCCUGUGUGAUGCUGAUCUGAUCUAUCGCUCAGAGGGACUCGUCAAUUGGAGCUGUGCUCUGGAGUCUGCAAUCUCCGAUAUAGAGGUUGAUUCAAAGGAACUAUCUGGGCAAACCAUGCUGUCCGUCCCUGGCUAUCAACACAAAGUGGAGUUUGGAACCAUGGUCACAUUUGCAUACCCCAUAGAAGGCUGUGAUGGAGAGGUGGCGGUGUCGACAACCCGUCCAGAGACAAUGCUGGGAGAUGUGGCCAUUGCUGUUCACCCGAGUGAUCCUCGAUACCAGGCUUUUCAUGGAAAGCAUUGCCGCCAUCCCUUCACUGACAGACUGCUGCCCAUUGUCACUGAUACCAUGGUGGACAUGGAGCUGGGAACAGGUGCAGUCAAGGUUACUCCUGCUCAUGACCACUCCGACUUCUUGUUGUCCCAGAGACAUGCACUACCACGUCUCACUGUGAUUGGAGGAGAUGGGAAGAUGACUCCACUAUGUGGUCAAUGGAUGGAGGGAGUAAAGCGUUUUGAUGCUAGACAGCUGGUAGUCGACGCUUUGGUUGAGAAAAAGCUGUUCAGAGGGAAGAAGGGUCACGCCAUGGCCUUACCCAUUUGCAGCCGCUCAGGGGACGUAAUUGAGCCUCUUCUUAAGAAGCAAUGGUUUGUCCGCUGUAAGGAAAUGGCCAAAAAAGCUACACAGGCUGUGGAGGCUGGCCAACUGGAAAUCAUUCCUCACUUUUACACCAAAACAUGGAAGAAUUGGCUGUCCAACAUCAGUGACUGGUGCAUUUCCAGACAGCUUUGGUGGGGCCAUCAGAUCCCUGCUUACAGAGUGAAGCUUCUGAGUGCUACUGGCCAACAAGAGGAAGAGUGGGUCUGGGGAAGGAACGAGGAGGAGGCCCGUAAGAGAGCUGCUGUCAAAUACGGAGUGAAGUCAGAGGACAUCAGUCUGACUCAGGACCCUGAUGUUCUGGAUACAUGGUUCUCCUCUGGGCUGUUUCCUUUUGCGAUGCUGGGCUGGCCUCGGCAGACCAGUGACCUUCAACGCUUCUACCCGCUCUCCCUUCUGGAGACCGGCAGUGAUCUCAUAUUCUUCUGGGUGGCGAGGAUGGUAAUGCUGGGCACAGAGCUGACAGGCCAGUUGCCUUUCCAGCAGGUUCUGCUUCACCCUUUGGUGCGAGAUAAGCAUGGCAGGAAAAUGACAAAAUCAUUGGGAAACGUCAUCGACCCCCUGGAUGUGAUACAUGGAGUCUCCCUGGAGAGGCUCCAACAGAAAGUUAUGGAGGGGAACCUUGAUCCCAGGGAGAAGGUGGUUGCCAUGGAAGCUCAGACGAAAGACUUCCCUCAGGGGAUCCCUCAGUGUGGGACUGACGCUCUGAGAUUUGCCCUUUGCUCUUACAAGAUACAGGGAGAAGACAUCAGUCUCUCAUUCUCUCAGAUCCUGAACUGCAGACACUUCUGUAAUAAAAUGUGGCAGACACUGAGAUUUACUCUGCGAGCGCUGGAUGGCAACACUGGACCAGUGGGGAUGCUGAAGGAGACAGCUCCACUGACUAGUAUGGAUCGAUGGAUCUGCUCCCGACUGUACAGCACAGUAGCCCAAUGCCAGAAAGCCUUUGAAGAAUAUGACCUGCACACUGUCACUGCUGCCUUGUACUCCUUCUGGGUCCACAACCUGUGUGAUGUUUACAUGGAGAGUGUGAAGCCUCUGCUGCUUGAGCAUGGGGGGGAAGCAGCGGUCACUCAGGAUGGAAGCAGAGCGAGAUUGGCGGCCAGCGUUAUCCUCUAUCACUGUGUGUCCACGUCUCUGGCCCUCCUCUCCCCAUUCAUGCCAUUCAUUACAGAGGAGCUGUGGCAGAGACUCCAGCCCUUUAGAGAUGAAGCUGCAGCCCAGGGCAGCUUGUGUCUGCAGCCUUACCCGCACUCCUCUCAACUGGAACACUGGUAUUUUCCAGAAGUGGAAAGAGAUUUCCUUCUGGUCAAGGAAGUGAUCCGAGUGGCUCGCUCCCUCAGGGCCCAGUGUGGUAUGACCAAAGAAAAGCCUGACAUGUGGAUUGUGUGUUCACUGAGUCAGGCCCAGGUUCUCCUUCACUUUGAAUCUGCUGUUUGGACUCUGAGCCGGGUCUCUCGUAUGAAUAUUUUCUGUCCUGAAGAAGGGGAAAGCCUUUCCUCUCUCAGCUCCUCUCCUCCACCAAAAGACUGCCUCGUUGGUGUGGUGGACCACACGUGUCAGCUGCACCUUCUUGUUCAGAGUGGCAUGAACAUUGACAAACAAGUGGUCCAGCUCACCCAGCGUAGACGCAAGCUUGUCCCCAAGCUGGAGGAGAUCCUCUGCAAAAUCCAAGCUCCAGACUACCUGACCAAAGUCCCGGCACAAGUCCGGCAGCAGAUGGACAGUAAGAUGUCAGCCUUGGAGCAGGAAUUGAAGACCAUAGAGGAUCAGCUGAAGGUGCUGCAGACAUGCAAAUGAUGUUCCACCAGUGAAUAUUGCUAAAAGGUCAUACUGAUGCUCAUAAUAAUCACUACAACAAGACCAAUCAUGCUAGCAAUAGUAGAAAUGGUUUUAGUUGGUUUUUUUUUCAUCAUGGUUUAGAUCAGGGGUGUCCAAACUUUCCAGCAGGGCCACAUAGUGAAAAAAUGAAAGGAUGCAGCUUUGUUAUUUUGUAAAGCAACACAUGUAGAUAUGCUAAGAAGUUAUUUAUAUUUCAAGAACAAAGUGCAUCUCAGCUUUGUCAUACAGGUGAAAAAGCCUAUUCUCUAAUUUACUCUUGUUUUUUUACCCUAUUUUUUGCUGUUUUUUUUCAUUUUACAAAUAUUUGUUCUUAAAUAAUGUUUGUGCAUUAACUUCUCAGGAUAUUUUCACUUUAUUCCAAUUACAAUUAUAACUUUUUUCCCUCAACCUAAUUUUCCAACAACUUUUCAUUUCUUAUAGUUCGACUUCCAAAAAUAUCUUUCAUGCUACGAACAUGACGUUAUUCUUGUAAAUUACAACUUUUUCUCAUUGGAUUACAACUUCUUUCUCUUCAUAUUUUGACUUGAUUCUUGUAAAAGUACUCCUGAUUUUUAAAUGUUUUCAGUUUUUUUGUUGUUGUCAUUAAAUUAUAUUUUUAGAAUGUGUUGUAGGCCACUAAAAAACAUCCAUGGGCUGCAAAUGGCCCCCUAGCUGCACUUUUGGACCCCCCUGCUUUAGAGGAAUCCUAAUUCCGGAGUCUGCUUUGACAGUCGCCUAUCAGACUAACGUGGUUCACGUGCGUGUGAUUGGACAGACACAUGCUUGGAUUAUGUUUGGGAGUGAAAGGACACACAAAUGCACGAUGCCAUAAACAAACAUGCUGGUUCACACACACAAAUAUCUUCAGAUGUGUCCACAAAUCUGCAUAUGCAACAUAUGUUUAUUGAAUAUUUAUGAAUUCUCCAACUGGGUUAUUGAAAAAUGACGAAUAACAGGGAUAUGUGUGUACUUAAUUGUAUAAUGUCUUAAAAUAUAAUGCAUAUAUUCUGCAUGAA